UCUUCCCUUUCUUCAUUCCUCUGCGGCCCGACACGGCCCGAAGAACCCUCCACUAUACCGUGCCGCGACAAGCAUCCCACCUUCCUGGUGCGAUUCCGAUCCUACGGCUGAAGAAGGUGGUCUUCCCUUCUCCGACGGCGCCCGACAAUAUUUAGAGAGAAAGGAGGAAACUUUCGAGAGAGAGAGAGGGAGAGGGGUUUGAUCGCUCGAGUUCAGGUUAUCGGCUGUUGUGCUUAAUCUGUUCGUUAUCCGAGCUUAAUUAGGGUUCACGAUGGCAACAGCGUUCGAUCGAUGGGAGAAAGAUCCCUUCUUUUACGCCGCCGAGGAAGUGCAGGAAUCCACCGACAGGAUGGAAUCUGCGUACCGUCGAUGGAUGCAGGGAAGGAGAGGUGGGAUGGAUUCGGGAGGGGAGUGGGAUGCUUUCGUCGUUGAGCUGCGGCGGGAGGUUCAUACAGCCCUAGGUACCGCGAAAUGGCAGCUGGAGGAGUUGGAGAAGGCGGUAAGAUACAGCGAUCAUGCUCUUGCAGCUGGUGAAGCUACUGUAACUCGGCAUAGCGAUUUUGUAGCGGCGAUUCGGAGCAAGAUUUCGAUGGUGGAGAAAGCUCUGAAGGAGUCGAGUUUAGAGAAGGAGGAAGAGAGUGGUUUGGCGUGGGUACGGCUUGACGAAGGGGAAAGGGAUGAGCUUGCUCUUUUCUUAUCGGGUUCGCGUGCUCAGGUGGAGAAGGUUUUAGUGACACCUUCAGCUGGUGCGCGUGAGGCCGUAAGCAGGAUGACUGAAGAAGCUUCAGUUUGCUCGAAGAAGUCCUGUCAUGCCAAUUUGUUGCGUUCAGCGGAAUUGAUGGAGGAUAGCUUGAAAGGUCAUCGGAGGGUAGCGAGUGCUUGUGCUGACUUAGGGGUAUGGACGAUUUCAGUGUCUGCGGAGGAAUCUCCUCUGAAGUUAUCUGAUACGCAGCCUAAUCUUCCCCCUCCUAGGAUACUUAGUUUGUCUGAGUUAGGAACGGAGGAAUCAGCAGCUAAGCCUAAGUGGUACAGAAAUGGCUUUAGGAAGUGGAAGGCUGUGAGUUAUGAAGAUAUGGAAGAGUCUAUACCAUUGCAGAAUCAUCAGAUAAGUCGAGGUAUGAAUGCUUGCUAUGAGAAGAGUAAGAGCUGUCUUUGCGAAUUUACAGACGAUUCUUCCCAUAAGCAGCUCUGUGGUUGGCUUGGAGCUUUUCAAAGACAGAUACAGAGGUCUCAAUAUCAAAUACAGUAUGGUAGACCUAUUCAGAUGAUUAUUUGGACCGCUGUCACUUUAAUGCUGAUUGGUGAGUUUCUUUAUCUCUCACUUAUUUCCUGAACUCCUUUUUCUGGUGUAAAUUUGUUAAUGCAAAGUGAAAUAGAUUUACUAUAGAAGCCAAUUUAGACAGUCAUGCAUGCAAUGGGAAGUAUGAAAGAAAUAACAGAUAAGACAUACAUACCUUUGCAAAUGUUAAAAAAUUUGAUAAAAUUUAAUUAUAAUAACCAUGCUUGGAAUCUUUGUUCGUUGGAUUGUUUUUGGAGGGUAAAGUGUGGCAGUUCAAAGGAGCUGAUUGUUGCCAAAAGAUGAUAACAUGUAGCUGAGAAGUAAGAACUGUAACAGAAGAAUUUGACUCUUCAUGCAUGACCUGAAACUUAGUGAACAAUAUUGUUCAUUAGGCUUCAAAAUGAUUCUCCAAAUGUUUUUGUUGAUUGUUGUGUGCAAAUUUUUACAUUGAGUGGCUACCUUUAUGCAAUGCUUAUUACCCUUUUGGAUACUAACUCAUUAAACAAGUCACUAUACUUCAAAUAUAACAUCUCAACUCCUAAUCUCCAUCCCUCAUGCUACUAAUAUCAAGGCAGAUGUAAACUUAUGUACACCCAUUCAGAAAAUGCAAUAUCUG
Phalaenopsis equestris is the source of this 1895-nucleotide messenger RNA. RefSeq lists its product as uncharacterized. The record is from RefSeq and is a predicted model, not a curated record. Gene Ontology annotation, cellular component: membrane. The transcript is spliced from 4 exons. Gene Ontology annotation, biological process: Golgi vesicle transport. NCBI's taxonomy places the organism in Eukaryota, Viridiplantae, Streptophyta, Magnoliopsida, Asparagales, Orchidaceae. Bases 272 to 1333 code for a protein of 353 amino acids.